AUGGCUUCGACAGAGGGUGUUUCCUCCACGGAAACCUGUGUCAAGAAGUUCGAGGCUCCCGAGAAGCCCACUGCAAAUCUCACCCGUGACGAGUCUCAUGACAGCUACACAACCUGUUCUACCACGUACGACGCCGACAUUCUCGACGAGUUUGCGGAUAUGGAUGAGGACUGCUUAGUGGCAGAUGCUACCAUGGUUGGCACCGAAGAACCAAAGAUGCAGAUAGCCGCAGCGGAGCCACCUGCGCUUCCUCAGAAGUCCAGCCUGCGAGCAUCACGCAUUCUGGACAGCCUCAAGCUGAGCUCGAUCGAGUCUGCUACGCAAUCCCUCAACACCCGCCACGACGUCUACCUGUCCUCGGAAGAGGACGGCUCGUCUUCUGCAGACGACUUCUCAGACUAUGACUGGGAAUCAUCCAGCGAGGGUUCGGAGAAGUCUCACAUGCGCAGGAAGAGCUACGAGGACACGGCACGGGUCGUGUCGGUCAUCUACUCAGGCAAGCCAUGCAUUGUCGACUUACCUUCACCAAGGCGAUCGACUAGCCCUUCCACCACCGAGGGCUCGGAUUCCGAGAGCGGUUCUUCCUCUUCGCCCUCCACCAGCUCAGUGUCAGUGGAGAGUCGCCCACCACGGACUAGCAGCCUGGCACAAUCAAACCAACCAGCAUUCCUCAGGGACGACCCCUAUGCAGGCAGCCAGUACACUAUGGGUCUGUCUCAAGAAGAGAGGCUUGACGGCACAUCGCGUGCAUCUAAGCCGACUACGAUGAAGACAACCGUCCAAAGGACAUUCAGCAUAGUCAGGAAGCGCAGCCGGCCAUUCCUACGCAAUUACUCUACAGUGUCUAGGGAGGAUCUCGCUCUGGCUGCAUCAUCAUCAAGUCUGAAUUUAUCACGGAUAUCUACGCCAACAACCGAGCAGGCACCGAUAUUGGAUAGCCCAGUCCGUAGCGCAGAGCCACCUCGAACUCCCGUGCGCUACAGUGACAUUAUCAAGACUUCAAGGAAGCUAGCCACAACAAGAAACGACUCUGUCGCAUCAUUACCUGCUAUAACACCACUCAGCCCACUUUCAAAGAAAAGUCUAUUCAGCGGCUUGAAAUCGAGCCGCCGACGCAGCUUCAAGGCGUAA
Messenger RNA from Neoarthrinium moseri, 1131 nucleotides. RefSeq lists its product as uncharacterized. The transcript has a single exon. The coding region runs from base 1 to 1131 and encodes 376 amino acids. The record is from RefSeq and is a predicted model, not a curated record. Lineage: Eukaryota; Fungi; Ascomycota; Sordariomycetes; Amphisphaeriales; Apiosporaceae.